Molecule: messenger RNA, 1830 nt
Organism: Malaclemys terrapin pileata
Lineage: Eukaryota; Metazoa; Chordata; Testudines; Emydidae
Product: syntaxin-binding protein 2-like
Exons: 20
Coding region: 1-1830 (609 amino acids)
Biological process (GO): neurotransmitter secretion; intracellular protein transport; vesicle-mediated transport
Cellular component (GO): plasma membrane; secretory granule
Molecular function (GO): syntaxin-3 binding
Source: RefSeq, a predicted model, not a curated record
AUGACCCCAUCCGGGCUGAAGGCGGUGGUGCGCGAGAAGAUCCUCAGCGUUGUCUUUCGCAGCGUGAAGAAGGAAGGAGAAUGGAAGGUGCUGAUCAUGGACCGCCCCAGCACACGCAUCCUUUCGUCGUGCUGCAAGAUGUCCGACAUCGUGGAUGAAGGCAUCGCGCUCGUGGAAGAUAUUAACAAGCGCCGGGAGCCAAUCCCCAGCCUGGAGGCCAUCUACCUGCUCAGCCCUGUGGAGAAGGUAGGAGCUCGGGCCUGGGCCCACCUCCCGAUGUCGGUGCAGGCUCUGAUCGAUGACUUCCAGGGCACCCCCACCUUCACCUACAAGGCAGCUCACGUCUUCUUCCUCAGCCCGUGUCCUGACCCUCUGUUCAACAAGCUGCGGAAGUCACGGAUCACCAAGGCCAUCAAAACCCUCAUGGAGAUCAACAUGGCCUUCCUGCCCUAUGAGAGCCAGGUGUACUCCCUGGACAGGCCACAGACCUUCCACAUCUGGUUCAGCCCCUGCUCCGCCUGGGAAAGGAACAAGGACCUGGAGAUCCUGGCAGAGCAGAUUGCUUCGUUGUGUGAAACCCUGGAGGAGUACCCAGCCAUCCGCUACAGGAAGGCCCGUGAAGAUAACUUCCACCUGGCGCAUGCUGUACUGGCCAAACUCAAGGUGUUCAAGGCAUACGAGCCCAGCAUGGGAGAGGGCCCUGACAAAGCCCGCUCUCAGCUGUUGAUUGUGGACCGGCGCUUCGACCUGGUGUCCCCACUGCUGCAUGAGCUCACCUUCCAGGCCAUGGCCUACGACCUGCUCAGGAUCGAAAACAACACCUACAGGUACGAGACAACGGGCGCCAGCGACUCGCGGGAGAAAGAGGCGCUGCUGGAUGAUGAUGACGAACUCUGGGUUCAGCUACGCCACCUGCACAUUGCUGACGUCUCCAAGAAGGUGACGGAGCUGCUGCGCACCUUCUGUGAGAGCAAGAGGCUGACCACGGACGAGGCCAACAUUGAGGACCUGUCCCAGAUCCUGAAGAAGCUGCCCGAGUACCAGAGAGAGCUGAACAAGUACUCCACGCACCUGAACCUGGCCGAGCACUGCAUGCGGCACUUCAAAGGGACGGUGGAGAAGCUGUGCAGCGUGGAGCAGGACCUGGCCAUGGGGACGGACGUGGACGGGAAGGUGAUCAGGGACCCGAUGAAGAUCAUCCUGCCCGUCCUGCUGGACCCCAGCGUGCAGGCCUACGACAAGAUCCGCAUCAUCCUGCUCUACAUCCUCCUGAAGAACGGUGUGAGCUUGGUGAACCGCCACAAGCUGAUCCAGUGUGCCAACGUCCAGCAGCUGAGCGGCAUCAUCGACAACAUGGACUUCCUGGGCAUCUCCAUCAUGCCUGGGGUAAGGGACUGGGGCCAGGGGCAGCAGGGGCAGCUGCGACCCAAGAGGAAGGUGCGGCCGGAGUCCACCUACCUGCUCUCCCGCUGGACCCCCAGGCUCAAGGACGUCAUGGAGGACAUCAUUGAGAAGAAACUGGACAACAAACUGUGGCCCUUCAUAUCAGACCCGGUCCCCACCACCAGCUCCCAGGCUGCUGUCCCCUUCAUCACCCGCUUUGGGCAUUGGCACAAGGGCAAGCCAGCGGCCGAGUACCGGACGGGCCCGCGCCUCAUCAUCUACGUGCUGGGUGGGGUGACCAUGUCUGAGAUGCGCUGCGCCUACGAAGUGACCCGGGCCACCAAGGGCGAGUGGGAGGUGGUGAUCGGUUCCAGUCACAUCCUAACCCCCAAGAGCUUCCUGGAUGACGUCCAAACCCUCGACCGGAAGGCCCCUGAGGAGGUCUAG